GCUGAUACGUGGAUACAGAGCGCACACCCCUACCGGCACAUCUCUCAUACAUACAGACUGCAGUACUGACUGACGGUGUGCUCUGAGAGCCGGGGAGAUGGAGAAUCAGUCUGAGAAAGCCUCGAGUACCGGGCUACUGGACCCAAACCAGGAACCGAGCAAGGGUCGGUCAGGAAAGCACAAGCUUUCAGUGUGCAGUAAGAUAUGCUACGCUGUUGGAGGGGCACCCUAUCAAAUCACUGGCACUGCACUGGGAUUCUUUCUGCAGAUAUUCUUACUUGACGUGGUGCAGAUGGCGCCUUUCCAUGCAUCCAUCAUCCUGUUUGCUGGCCGGGUUUGGGAUGCCAUCACGGACCCCUUGAUUGGAUUCUUCGUUAGUAAAAGCAAAUGGACGGCAAUGGGACGCCUCAUGCCAUGGAUCAUUUUCUCCACUCCCCUAGCUGUGCUCACUUACUUCCUCACUUGGUAUGUGCCUGACAUAGCCAAUGGCCAGAUCUUGUGGUACCUGGUCUUUUACUGUUUUUUCCAGACACUAGUGACGUGUUUCCAUGUUCCAUAUUCUGCACUUACCAUGUUCAUCAGUAAAGAGCAGAGCGACCGGGAUUCUGCCACUGGAUACCGUAUGACAGUGGAGGUCUUGGGCACUGUUUUGGGUACUGCCAUCCAGGGCCAGAUUGUGGGGAGAGUGGAUGCACAUUGCCUACCAAGCCAACUCCUGGGCCAAUUAGAAAAUUCCUCUGUAACUGUGGAAGAUGUUAACAGCACCCACGACAACCAUUCUCUUAAGGGCACUAGGGAUGCUUAUAUGAUUGCUGCUGGAGUGAUAGCUGGCAUUUAUGUGCUCUGCGCUAUCAUACUGUCAAUGGGAGUACGAGAAAAAAGAGAUUCCAGUAAGCUUCUGAAUGACCAGCCAGUUUCCUUUUUUCGUGGACUGAAAUUGGUUAUGAGCCAUGGACCUUACGUUAAACUUGUUACUGCUUUCCUCUUCACCUCAAUGGCCUUCAUGAUGGUAGAAGGAAACUUUGCACUGUUCUUGAAAUAUGCCCUGGGAUUCCGCAAUGACUUCCAGAAUAUCUUGCUGGCUGUAAUGCUCUCUGCCACCCUGGCUGUUCCAUUCUGGCAGUGGUUUCUGACCCGUUUUGGAAAGAAAACUGCUGUCUAUUUUGGGAUCUCGUCUAGUAUCCCUUUCCUUCUGCUGGCUGUCCUAAUGAAGAGUAAUCUUGUCCUUGGCUACGUUGUAGCAGUGGGUGCUGGACUGAGUGUGGCGUCGGCGUUCCUUCUACCGUGGUCCAUGUUACCUGAUGUUAUUGAUGAUUUUGUCCUAAAGAAUCCCGAUUCCCAAGGCCAUGAAGCCAUUUUCUUCUCUUUUUAUGUGUUUUUCACCAAAUUCGCAUCUGGGAUCUCACUUGGGGUCUCCACACUUGGCCUAGACUUUGCUGGCUACCAGACUGCAGGUUGCGAUCAGCCAGAGCAGGUGACCGUGACACUGAAGCUGUUGGUUUGUGCGGUUCCCUUUUUACUGAUACUCGUGGGACUUUUCCUCUUUAAAUUAUAUCCUAUUAAUGAAGAGAGGAGGAGAGCAAACAAGAAGGCACUCCAAGAAAGUGACCAAGAUUCAAGUUCAGACUCCUUGGAAUUGGCAAGCAACGUAUGACCCCAAUUGAGCACUUAAUGAACGUCUACAAGAACACUCUGUAGAGAGUACAGUUGUCUUAAAGGGCUAAGUACUGGCCAUAACUCUCUGUACUGUACAUUUGGGACCAGGAUCCCUCCAGGGGCUUGAGGUGCUCCCACUGGUGCUAUGUGUUUCUGGCACAAACUGAAUGCUGCAAUUCUACUGAAUGGUGAACUAACAUAGGGCUAUUGUAUUAAUGUAACUGUAAAUUUCUCUAGUGGUUUUGAACAUGAGAAUUUCUUCCCACGAUAUGGGGAGCUUAGUUGUCAACACAGUGUGUAGUUUACUUCUGAGAAUGCAUUUAUUUUAUUUAUUAUUAUUAUU
Messenger RNA from Pelobates fuscus (common spadefoot toad), 1999 nucleotides. It is a transcript of the gene MFSD2A, whose product is annotated as MFSD2 lysolipid transporter A, lysophospholipid. The transcript has 14 exons. Gene Ontology annotation, cellular component: plasma membrane. Gene Ontology annotation, biological process: carbohydrate transport. The coding region runs from base 98 to 1654 and encodes 518 amino acids. Gene Ontology annotation, molecular function: lysophospholipid:sodium symporter activity. NCBI's taxonomy places the organism in Eukaryota, Metazoa, Chordata, Amphibia, Anura, Pelobatidae. The record is from RefSeq and is a predicted model, not a curated record.